Messenger RNA from Rhizophagus irregularis DAOM 181602=DAOM 197198, 1436 nucleotides. RefSeq lists its product as uncharacterized. The record is from RefSeq and is a predicted model, not a curated record. Lineage: Eukaryota; Fungi; Glomeromycota; Glomeromycetes; Glomerales; Glomeraceae.
AAAAAUAAAAAUAAAAAAAAAUCCACAAAAGAAAUAAUGCCUUAUAAUGAACGAGAACAACGUCAAUUACAAGAAUUCCUUUUACCAAAUCAUGAUAUGCCAAAAACGACAAAUAUAGGAUGGUUAAAAAAUUAUUUUCGAGGACAUUUUAUACCUUCAAUAAAGAAGAAUAUUUUGAUUAUAAUAUUAUUUAUUAUUUGUCUCAUUGUAUUAUUAAAUUCACAACAUAUUUUAAAUGAUGAUAACAAAAAUACGAACAAUUCAAAUGAAUCUUAUGAUCCUUCUUUAAUAAUAGAAGAAGAUGAAGAUUAUAAAUAUUUUCCUUCAUAUUCAAAAAAUGAAAGAUUUAUGACGUACCUUCCUCAUGGGGAUAUUUUUCAACAAAAAGAUGAAUUAGAAAAUGCAGUUAUUUUGGCUUAUUCUUUAAAUAGAACUUUAAUAAUUCCACCAAUUAUAUUAGGAUUAAAUAUUGAAUUUAUUAAUUCUAAAUCAUUAAGAAAAAAAUUAUCAUCACUUGGUACAAAUCAUAAUCAAUCAGAAUGUUUUAUUAAAACCAUAAUUCCUGAACAUAAAGAAACAAAAUAUGAAAUUGAUAUUAAUUGUUUAAAUGAUUUUGUUUCUUAUUCUUUAUUACGUUGGGAUUCUUUAUUUAAUUUGAAUUUAAUUAAAAAAAAUAUUCAUUUAUUAUAUAGAAAAAAUUUUGAUCAAAUUAAACUUGAAGAAAUGUUAAAUAUUACAAAUCCUAUUAAUGAUAUUUAUGAUAUAACAAAAUCUUCUACUUUGAAAGAUUUGAAUUUUAUUCGUUCAAGAAAUGAAAAACUUUUAUCUUUUGAUUAUUUAUCAGGUUUAGAUUUCAUUGAAAAUGAUCAUUUGAUUUUUUUGAAUCAAUUAAAUUCAUCUAUUGAAUUAAAUAAUCCUGUAAUAUUGGAUAUUUCAAAUAAUAUUAUUAAUGAAAAAUUGGGUGGGAAGAAAAAUUAUAUUGGUGUACAUGCAAGAUUACUUUCUACUUUACAUUCAAGAAAACUUAUAAAAGAAACUUUUUCAAAUUUAACUUUAACAUUAAAAGAUUAUUUUUCUUCAAAUAAUAAUAAUGAUGAUGAUUUAUGUAUUUAUUUAGUUACAGAUUUAAGUAGAAAUGAUAAAAUCUUGGCAUCUUUUUUAUCAAAAUUCCCUUGCGUUAAAAUAUUAAGUGAUUUUAAUGAAAUUUUACUUCCUUUACUUGAAUUAUAUAAUCCAAUUGAUGGAACUUUUUUAUUUAAAUUUUUUGAACCUUUGGUUAAUUCUAUUAUAGUUUCAAAUAGUGUGAAAUUAUUUACUAUAGAUGAUAGUAUUUAUUCAAAUUAUGCAAAGAAAUUAUAUGAUGAAAUGGUGUAACACAACUGAAGUUGUAUAUAUUUUUUUAUAAAUAAUAAAUUCUUUUAUUGGAAAUAUAUAUA